AGAUCUUCGCGGUCUUGGGCCUGGCUCUGAUGAUCUGGAUGCUUCCCUUCUUCUUCAUCAACCGCGGCUUAUGCUGUCGCUGCUUCCAGCGAUGUUUGUCGCGACAUCUAAGCUGUUAUUUUUGCCUCGGUCUUCUCUUCGUCCUUUCGGCGGUGAGUUUCAUGGUGGCCAAGGAGCCUGACGUGAAUGCCAAUGACUUGUUCUUCAAAGUGGUGGAGGUGCUGGAAUUUUUCUCCGAGAAGCUGUCGCAGAUCUUGAUGCAAGUGACGUUGGUGCUAGGGAUCCUGGUGGCGCUGCUGAUGCGGAAGAAGAUCGUGAGUCUUCUCGGCUAUGAUUCUCAGAUUGUUCGGGCGGAUUUGAAGGACGUUUUGACGCUCUUCCAGGCCCAGCGAUUCUCGCCCAUUGAGGUGACGCUCUGGAAAGUGUCAGGCCUCCCAGCGGCGUUUUCCACGCGGACGCUCUUCGUGCGGAUGCUGUUGGGCUACAACGAGCCCCAACAUUCCCGUCCCCACGACGGACGGACCGACUCCAUGGUCCUGCGCGAGAAGUUUCAGCUGAACUACGACCAAGAGGACGAGACUCAACAGCUGUCGAUCGUCAUCAAACAGCAAGAGUUGGUUGGAAACGCCGUAUCGCAGCUGGCGCCUGUGGCGGGUGCCCUGGUCGGUGCCGCCGGUGGCCUAGUCACCCCUUUGGGCCCCACGGCGGGCGCCGGGCUGGGUGUGGUGACCGGUGUGGGCGCGGCCAAUUCCCUCGGAGUCGAGGUGGCUCGUGUUGAUCUCUCGAGCGCCAUGGUGAACCGCUUUCGCAACGCCGCACGCGGGGCACAGGCGGAGAAACUGGAAGUUGCUAAGAUCGGAGGAGACUUUGAGGAUGAAACCAGACCAGUUUUUGGGACGUUUGACCAGUAA
This is a messenger RNA of Cladocopium goreaui, 911 nucleotides long. The record is from the annotation of a GenBank genome assembly. Lineage: Eukaryota; Dinophyceae; Suessiales; Symbiodiniaceae.